Messenger RNA from Gryllus bimaculatus (two-spotted cricket), 2483 nucleotides. The record is from the annotation of a GenBank genome assembly. Lineage: Eukaryota; Metazoa; Arthropoda; Insecta; Orthoptera; Gryllidae.
UGGAUCGUUUGUGAUGUGUCAAAUUGGAUUUCGUCAACAAAUAACGUCAUGUUGUACGUGGUUAUGAGGCGAAGUCAAGUAAAAGAACUUUACACUUGUUGACACGUAUGACAGUUGUGGGACUUGGUGUUGUGCGUUUUUACGAUAUUUAUUAAAGUGACAGAUAAUAUUACAAUGCUUAAGGCAGUGAUAUUGAUUGGAGGGCCUCUUAAAGGCACACGUUUCAGGCCACUUUCAUUGGAUCUUCCAAAGCCACUAUUUCCUGUAGCUGGAUUGCCCAUGAUUCAACAUCACAUUGAAGCAUGUACAAAUGUUCCCAAUUUGAAAGAAAUUUUAAUAUUGGGUUACUACCCUGCUUCUGACCUUGCUCAGUUUGUGAGUGAAAUGAUACAGGAAUAUAAAAUUAAUAUUAGGUAUCUUCAAGAAUUUACGGCGUUGAGCACAGCUGGGGGAAUAUAUCAUUUCAGAGAUCAAAUUCGAUGUGGAAAUCCAGAAGCAUUUUUUGUCAUGAAUGGUGAUGUUUGUGCUGAUUUUCCAUUAGUGGAAAUGCUUAAUUUUCACCAUCAAAAAGGAGAUAGAGCUCUAGUUACAAUAUUGUCAACAGAAGCUACAAGACAACAAUCUUUGCAUUAUGGUUGCAUUGUUCUAGAUAAAGAUACAUCUGAAAUCAAACAUUAUGUUGAAAAACCAUCAACCUUUGUGUCAACAUUAAUUAACAGUGGAGUCUACCUAUGUUCUGUGGAAAUAUUUCAAACUAUAGCUGCUGUUUUUAACAGCAGGCAACAGGAAUAUUAUGAUGGUGGAGUGAAUGGAAGAGACACAGCAGUUAUUCAUCUAGAGCAAGAUGUAUUGAUGCCCCUUGCUGGUACUGGUCGUUUGUUUGCUCUUCAAACGAAUAACUGGUGGUCACAGUUAAAAACAGCAGGAUCUGCAAUAUAUGCCAAUCGCCAUUAUCUAGAAUUAUACCGCAGAAGACAUCAAAACAGACUGGCAUUACAAGUAACUGAGUCUGGUGACCGUAAACAAUGCACUGUAAUUGGCGAUGUGCAUAUUCAUCCUACUGCAAAUGUUCACUCUUCCGCUGUGUUGGGUCCUAAUGUCAGCAUUGGGAGUGGAGCAGUGAUUGGGCCUGGUGUUCGUAUUCGGGAAUCUAUAGUGUUGUCAGGGGCUCAUAUUGCAGAUCACAGUUUAGUGCUUCACAGCAUUGUUGGUCGUGGCAGCAAAGUUGGGCAGUGGAGUAGGGUGGAAGGAACACCUUGCGAUCCAAAUCCAAACAAACCAUUUGCAAAAAUGGAAAACCCUCCUUUGUUUAACUCAGAUGGGCGUCUUAAUCCAUCAAUUACAAUAUUAGGUUGCAGUGUAACAGUUCCAUCUGAAGUUAUUCUUCUGAAUUCCAUUGUUCUGCCAUACAAAGAACUGACUAGAAGUUUCAAAAAUGAAAUAAUUCUUUGAAUUUCUGCAAGAUACCACCAUUAUAUGGAUGCCACACGUGAAUGCACAAAAUAAAGAAGUCAUUGAAAAUUGAAACUUUGGACUUGUCAAAAAUGUAUUGUCAUUUUUAUUUUCAGUAAGAUAAUAUUAUUUAUUUGAUGUUGUUAAAACAUGUACUACAAAUAAUGAUUGGAAGCCACGAAGUUACUAAAUUGGUCUUGUUACCAGAUAUAUUAGACUAAAUAAUAUAUAUUGAACAGUUCAUUGACUGUAAUAUUGCUGAGGUUUGCUAGUCUGUAAGUAACACACAAAUGUUGUUGAGCAUGCAGAGAAUAUAUACUGCUGAUUAGUUUUACAUUUUGUUAGUGGAAAUAAAGAACAAAUUUGUUCUAAUUACUUUUAUAAGUCUCGUCAUUAAAUAUUUCAUAAUUGUAAGGUUAAUCAUGUUCAAUAGGUUGUCAGUUUGCAGCAAAAGACCAAUAAGCUUUUUUUAAUUCUCCAAGAAAAAGCAGCUUAAUACUGAAAAUCCUAAUAAUUCUUACUAGUGCUACUCAAAAUUUCUUAAAGUUCAUACAUUUCUCUCAUACAAAGAAAAAGUGCUCAUGUUUUUGUGGGUUUAGAUUGUCCUCUAGAACACUAGGAAUGAAAAUGUAUAUUGUUUUUCUCAAAAUGGCACUAGGUCUAUUGACACAAUUAAGCCAAAUAAAAUAUUAAUUUGUAAACAUAUAACCAAAGUUUGAAUGUUAGAAACAAACAAAGAAAUAUGAAAUAACAUACAAAUUCUAACUUUCAUAGCAUCCAACUGCUUCCAAGCACUUCUCAAAUGCAAUUUCAUAAAGCUCGGGAAAUUCAAAGUGGGCUACUAUAUUUGAUGGCAAAUUGCCUUAAAAAAAAUUUAAAAAAAAAAAAAAAAAUGUAAAAAACAAAAAAAAACCUUAUAUUUUAGAAAAAUUGAACCUGAUAUUACAUGAUCUGUUUUUAAUGAACAUAUUUUAUUAAAAUAAAAUGAUCUUCAUAUUUGUUAUUAUGGAAAGAGUGAAUUUAUGUAAUUU